Dicentrarchus labrax (European seabass) is the source of this 4679-nucleotide messenger RNA. RefSeq names its product zinc finger, matrin-type 4a (gene zmat4a). The record is from RefSeq and is a predicted model, not a curated record. Gene Ontology annotation, cellular component: nucleus. The transcript is spliced from 7 exons. Gene Ontology annotation, molecular function: zinc ion binding; nucleic acid binding. Lineage: Eukaryota; Metazoa; Chordata; Actinopteri; Moronidae. The coding region runs from base 109 to 891 and encodes 260 amino acids.
AGCGCAGCAGGGCGGAGAGCAGCGGCAGAUUGUACUACAGUGUAGUACUGCCGCCAACAGUAGACGCGUCUCCCGCUCAGUCUGUCGCUAUUCAGCAUCCUCUGGUUAAUGGAUUACACAGUUUCCCUCCAAGUGCAACAUCAGCUGGCGGUGUUCCCGACACACUUCUAUCAGGGCUACAGUGUGGAGUUACAGAUGAAGUCAACAGAGGUGGACCAAGGGCUUUUCACAGACAGCUACUGCAAAGUGUGCAGCGCUCAGCUCAUCUCCGAGUCCCAGAGGGUCGCCCAUUAUGAGAGUCGGAAACACGCCAACAAAGUGCGGCUGUAUUACAUGCUACAUCCUGUGGAUGGAGGCUGCCCUGCCAAGAAGCUCCGAACAGACAAUGGCAGCGACGAGGGCGAUGUGGACAAGAAUAAGUGCUGCACGCUGUGUAACAUGUCCUUCACCUCAGCCGUGGUGGCACAGUCACACUACCAGGGUAAAAUCCACGCCAAGAGGCUAAAACUACUACUGGGAGAGCAGCCUGCCAUCACAACCAAAGAGGCGUCCCCCAGUCCUGUAAAGAGCUCCCCAGAAACGUCUCCCAUGACCUCCCCGCGACAGCGCCGCGACUCGGACCGCUACUGCCAGCUAUGCAACGCCUGGUUCAACAACCCCGGCAUGGCUCAGCAACAUUAUGAUGGCAAAAAGCACAAGAAGAACGCUGCCAGAGCAGACCUGCUGGAGCAGCUGGGCAAGACCCUGGACAUGGGAGAGAUGAAAGGUCUGAAACGAAGCUAUACCUGUGAAGUCUGCAGCGUCACACUGAACUCGGUGGCACAGUACCACGCACAUCUGCAGGGCUCAAAGCACCAAAACAAUCUGAAGAAUCAGAUAUGUGUCCAGUGAGCGUGGGACGAAGAUAAAAACCAACUAUUGGAUUGAUGUCAGACAAGCUGUGGUCAGCUUGCCCUGCUUUUUCUGCCUCUGCCCUGCUUCUGCUCUCCUCCACAUCAUUUCGAUUUCUCUCUCUCUCUUUCUCUCUCUCUCUCUCUCUCUUUCUGUCUUUCACUCUGUCUGUUUUUGGCCACCAUGACAAGGAGGAAAAUAAAGAGGUUUUUUUUUGUAACAGUCUGCACUGCAUCAACUCUCUCACCUGUUUUUAUACAGUACAGUUUAAACAGUUUUUCCGCAUUGCUGGCCACUCUUAAAUCAUUGACCUUUGACAUUCCACUGCAGCUGUGUGCUGUGUUUUUUAUCCACUGACAGUCUUUGGGCAUUAAAGUGGAUCUGAUACGCGGCAGCCUUUAUAAAAUGCAUGGACUAAAAUUGUUUUUUUUUUCCACAGGAUGCUAAGUACUGUAAGUGGAAUUUUGACUUGAGAAUAUGAGGGUUGUUUUGAACUCCUGUUUUGCUUUUACUUGAAUUAAACAGAGCAUAUUUAUUUGAAAUCAAAAGAAAAACACAUACAUUAUUUAGCACUGUGGGCUCUAACUAUGAUUAAAUCAUUCUCUUUGCCCUAAGAUUCUGUAUGGUACACACAGUGCAACUCAAAUCUAAUGUUUUUAUUGCAUACAUGUUUGCAGUGGAGCUAAAUCCCCUUGCGGCUUAAGGGGUUGAUGGCAAUAAUGAAACUGGUUGGACUGGUUGUUAUCUUGUAUGGGCUGUCCUAAACAGUAAAAACUUCUGUCUGUGGCUCUGGCAGUGCUUUAAGGAGACCAGCAGAGUUAAAAAGAUGUAUCUGCAUCUACACUGGAACAGAAGAUCAUUUUUAAAGCUCUUAAAGGAGAAGUCCUAUUUAUUUUAACUUAUUUUCAUAGUGUGAUUCUUAAUAAUGACAUUGCAUUCACCCGUUACUGCUGAGAUCUGGGAACGCUACAACAUUGCUAAAACAAGCAGUCAGAAAAUGACAAAUGCCCAAAUUAGAAAAUUAAGGCAAACAGUGGAUUAUUAGCCUCACGCCGUACCCAUCCAUUUAUGUGGGUCCAGGCUACAGUGGCAGCAGGCUAAGCAAGGUGCCCAAAUCCUUCUGUUCAGUGACUGAAGUAAAAUCGCAGGCUGUUAAUUGAAGUUUACAUUAGAUGCAGUCAAUGAACCAUUUACCAUGGGUCCCCCAAACCUCUGCAAGAUCAGCCUGUUCUCAUUCCCAGGGUUUCAAAUACAGACGGUUUGUCUCGCCCUUCUGCGUCUCCAUCCAUACAAACAAGGUACCUUUUAGCAUCUGUUUGAAACGCAGCGGGUCAUCUAACUAAGCAAUGUGUGUCAGGUGUGGUGUGAAGAGUGAUAAAGCCAGUGUAAGGAGGUAGCCCCCAGGAGGCCAGGAUUUGGGUCCUGUGUAAAACCAAAAGUCAUUUAAAGGUUUAUGUUUCAUAAGAUUACAUAUGUGACUCAAGUCAUGUGACUUAUUGCUGUGGUAAUGGCAACGUACGUUGCAUAAUGUACUUAUUUGAACCCAAAUCCCAAUUUAACCCAAUGAUGUUAAACCUUAACCAAACCAAGUGGCUUUGUUACCUAAACCUAACAAAACUAUACGAGACAACGUUAAAAAGGCAAAUCAUGCAAAUGUUACCUUAAAUGUAACUCUGUGCUUCUGUAUGAGACGCUGAGGGGAAUAACAAAAGGGCGUCGGUAUUUGACAACCUUGGAUGCGAACUUGUGUGCAAGCUGAUUGGCUGACCCAACUCCUGUCGGGAUAGGAGUCCAAAACAGGGAAGAAAUAAGCGUGAAUGUUAUAUAAGUUCAAACACAAACGAAAGCACAUGAACGCCUCCUAACAACCCCUGUUCACCCACAUACAGCCCAGAGAAGUUUCACUUAAGGGUGAGUCCAGCCCUCAUUUGGAGGAAACACAUUUUGGCCAUGUGAAUCUCAUUCUUUCUGUCAUUAACCCAAGUUCAUGACCAUAGGUGAGGUUUGGAAUGUAGAUCAGCUGUUAAAUUGGGAGCUUUGCCUUCGGGCUCAGCUCCCUCUUCACCACGGCAGUCUGGUACAGUGUCUGUAUUUCUGCUGACGGAACACCAGUCGGUCUACUUGUCGGAUGGUUGUACACUGUCUGAACACACACACCUUUCCAACCAUCACAAUAAUCAUGUGAUGGCUUGGAACAGCUGUCGUCAGACGUGGUCGGACGAGGAUUAGUAGAAGUACUUUGCAUCAUAAGACCACCCUACCGGACAGUGAUCCCACCCCACCUCUGCCUUGAGAUUCUGCUCUGACCCAAACGGUCCAUUUUAAACAUCCAUCACAGUGUACAGACCGACUUCCUCCUUCCACUCUGACCUACAGUAAUACCUACUGUAGUUGUGGGUGUACACAGUUUAUCUGUGCAGUGAGUGCAGUGAGGACAUUCUGGGCAUGCUUACCUUCAGUUUUACCUCCAAGUAAAGUGGUUUAGAUAAUCUGGCUAAACUGCUGACCGUUUAUUGCCCCAAUUUGUUGUAGCAAUUGCACCGUGCUCCUAUAUCUCAGCAGUUACUUUGGUGAGAGCAUUGUUAUCAUAACCAACAGAAAUAAUGCCCAGUGCUACAAAAAUGAGACUCCAUUUGAGAUAAACCAAAACAACAAAAGAAUAGUUUGAUUUCUCCUGCUUUUAACAGAUAUAAGAAGACAUGAUCUCUUCUACAAAUUAAAAAUGGGAUUUUUCUUUUGCUGUAUAAUGCAACAUAUACAGUCGACUGUAUGUGGUCAGUGUUAUAGGCUUAGAAAUAUUUUCUCUAGUUAAGAUGCUUUCAUUUCAGUAUGGUCUUCAUCUCAGGGAGGUGUAACUGGUUGCUUUAGUGAAAUUUAACACUGCUGUUGAGAGUCAAACAUUCACAUGUACUGAAUCCAUUCCACUGUAGAGCCUUGUAGAAUGUGUUGGUAGAUAAGGUACAAUGGACUGAACUGUAAUGGUUUGACAAAAAGAAUAUUGAUAUUGUGGAGUGUUUUAAAGGGUAAUUCAGCUUUAUAUAUAUAUAUGUAUAUAUAUAUACAUAUAUAUAUAUCUUAUUGAAGCUAAUGUAGCAUUCUUCUUUCUUACAUGUCAUGUAAAGAAAUUAAAGAUGUUGACUUUAAAGCCAGUGCUGUAUAAAUGAGAACUUUGAGGAAAAUUAUAAAUGAAUAAUAUAUCACUGUUGUGGAUCAGAUUAAUUUGUAAUUGCUAAUCUGUUUACAGUUGAUUUCUCCUACUGUCAUUCCCAGUGCUGUGGCAACUGCAGAACUGUGUUUGUUUAAAAUGUAGCUUUGACUCGCCUUGUUGAAGCCUUUUAUUUUGCCGAGACCUCUAAGUUUAUUGACAGCUGAAAUCACUUGAACACAGAGCUGGAGAUUUGUACUGUAGAGAAAGAGGGAAAAAAAUCAUCACAUAACAUCUUGGACUGAAAACAAACUGUUGCUGGCUGAUGUCAGAGCCGCCAGCUGAUGCGAGAGGCUCCACCGCCGGCCACAUUAACAAUGAUUUAUAGAAAUGUGUUUUUUAAUAUUGCAAAUAAGAAGUGCACGUAUGAUUUGUUAUUGCAAGUCGAGAAAAAAAAAAAAAACUCCAGUGAAUUGCUUUGCUCAGCCUGAGUGAUGACAUUUCUGUCCAAACAUUGCUUUGGAUGAGUCGUUCCUCCUUCAUCACAGGUCCACCUGUCAUACACCCUCUAGUCCCCUUGUGCUCUAGGUCAUGUGCUCUAUUGUGUCUGAGAAAAGAAUAAAAGACACUUGCAACUACACAA